AAGGCACGUCAGUCAGGCCGCGCGGCGGAGGAACGAGUCGGCGACACCUGCGAACAAAGUGAUAACCGACUUCCAGCGCGCGAACGCGCGUGAAGCUGACGCGCGCGUUCACGCGGAAUACGUCGUUCCAAAAGGUGUUCGUGACACGGAGGAGCGAGCAACGGGAUUAUAAAAAAAAAAAAAAAAAAACACAAAGAAAAAAAGUUCAUUUGAAGACUUCGAGUGAUGCGAUUUUAAGUGGAACCCGGAGCGGGAGCAGAGGCACGAGCGCAGGCUUCUGGUGGAUGGAGAGACGAUGGAGGGGAACAGAACAGAGGUGCCCCUGUAUGGACAGGUGGAGGCCCUGGUGAGCUCACCAGCCGACGCCCCCGACCGAGCGGAGUUUUACGUCGUUGUGCGAGGCUCCGCCCUCACGCACGUGACCGCGGCGAAACGAGGAGCCGACGGACGGACCCUCUGCUACACGGUUCCUGGCCACGCCCCCGCGGAAGCCGCCGCCGUCACGUCCUACUUCUACGCGGCGGGGCGGGUGGAGCCGUGCGAGGGCCGGGCCUCCCUCCAGUACCUGGCGGACGCGGCCCAGGAGGCGGCAGAGCACCUGAAAGCGAACCGCGAGCGGCUCGGCCCCCGGAGCCACCUGGAGGUGCUGGAGAGGUUCUCCGCCGCGGGGUUAGAGCGCCGCGAGGAGGAGGAGGAGGACGGGAUUUCAGGUGGGGAGUCCGGUCUGGGGAAGCUGGAUGAGAAGAUCACACAAGCCAUGGCCAACAUGGAAUACCCUCAGCAGUGGAGUGAGGCCGACGCUCAGCCCAGAGAAGCCGCUGAGCUUCAGCCCAGAGAAACCCUCCUUCACCUGGCGGUGCGCCUGGGUUUGGUCCACCUCUCGCGCUUCUUAAUCCACCAGCCCCGAGGUCAAAGGGCACUGACCGCGCCCAACCAGGAGGGGCACACCCCCCUCCAGCUGGCCCAGAGGGACGGACGGCACGCCAUGUUCAGGGCGCUGGCGGCUCCCCCGGGUCCAGCUGUGGGCCCCGUUCCAGGCGUGUGGUGCGUGUGGGCCGACGGGUCCAGCAUGGUGAGGUUUUGUCCCGGGACGGGCUCCCUGACCCUGACGGUGCGGCAGGGGCGGCGGCCGGAGCCCGGAGGCCGCCCCGAGGACGCCGUCGGGAUCCUCCGAGAGCGACUGGCCGACGACAGCGUCCUCAAACUGGUCAAUGUGCUCAAAGGUGAUACUGAGGAAGACGAGAGCGGCACAGAGGAAUCUGCCCCGAGCGAUGAAGGCGUUGGCAAAGCGCUCCGAGUGGACGCGGCGGCGCCGGUGGACCAUGUAUUUGAGGAACAACUGGUUCUUUCUCUGGACGACGACGACGACGAUGAAGACUUCCCGUCCUCAUCGUUUGGGGCGGUGAACGGGCGUCCCGUGCUGCCCGCCGGAGUCCAGAACCAGCCGGUCCAGCAGCCCUCGGUGAUGGACGCCGGCGACCCGACCGCCCCGCAUCACCAGCAGGAGGAAGAAGCUGACCCGCAGGUCGGGGACGCCACCGGGACGGACGGCGGGCCGCGGGACGCGGAACAGCCGCCGCCGGCCGCCGAUGCCGCCCCUCCCGCGCUCUCACCCGCCGACCGGGCCCUCGCCCGGCUGAGCCGCCCCGCGUCCUCCGAGCAGGCCGGCCGCCGGCGGACGCGCGUGACCUCAGCGCGUGACCUCAGUCCCAGCCUGGUGGCCCUGGAGGUGGACAGCGAGGAGGAGGAGGAGGAGGAGCCACAGUCCCCGCUCUCCCCGCUCUGGUCGGAGGCGGAGAAAAAGGAAGACGAGAGUGAAGGCUCCUCGCCCUCGGCGGACGUCGCCUGCACUUGCAGCCAAUCCGCCUCCUCGGCGAAACAGACGGGUGAGCGUGGGAUUCGACUGCGUUCGUACUCCUACUCCUCCCCCAGAAUCAGCUUCCGUCCCGCCCGUCCGACCCGCGACAGCAACCCGUCGGACCCGAGCCUCGAUGGCGUCCCCCACAGUGUCGGCCACAGCCGCUCUCUCCUUCAGGCGCUCUCUCUGCCUAUGUCUCUGUCUCUCCUCCACCCUGGGAAGCAGAGACCCCCCAUGACGCCAGAGCAGCCGCACGAAAAGAGGGAGAUUAGGUUCCGUCAGCGAGCGCAGUCCGCUGAGGACGAGGGCGGCGUGGAGCUGCCAGAGUCCCUCCAACAUCUCACCCUGUCUGAGUUCCUCAAAGAAAUCCAAGAGGAGGAGCUGGACAAGUGCAACGUCCCCGCCAAGGCGGAGUCGGAGAAGUACAAAGUCGCCCGCACCUUCAGUUUCCUGAAGAGCCGGAUGUCCAGCACCCGCAACAAGAGCAAGGGGAAGGCCAAGGACAGAGAGGCCAAGGACCGGCCGCCGGACGGACACCGGUUUAACGCCGGCUCCUGUUUGGGCCCCAGCGCGUGCGUCGUGUGCGAUAAACCGGCCUCCGGGAAGGACGUGCUGCACUGCGCCGGCUGCGCCGCGAUCGUCCACAAGGGCUGUAAAGAAUCCGUCCCGCCCUGUUUGAAGAAGCUCCAGGAUAAAUACGCCGUUGCCAUGGUGAAGAACAGGACGGCGUCCCUCCCGCAGAAUUUCACAGUGAGAGACGGUCCCCCUCCGCACGUCGUCCCCGUCUCCCCGUCUCUGCCCGCCAUGAGGGACGCGGACGCCCAGCCGGGCCCGCCCCCCGGGACCUUCCCAAGCGGCGACAGUCGGCUCGGCGACGGUCCGGAGGCCGAGUCCGACGCCUGGAAGGUCGGCGGGCGAUCGGAAGAGCCCCCGGCGACUCGGGCGUCCUCCGACUCGUCCUACGGGGAAGACGCCGUCGACGCGUGCAUCCACAGCGACAUGUCGGCCGACGCCGCGGACUACGAGGCCGAGUCGUGGAGUCUCACCGUGGACAACAGGUUCUGCAGGAAGCAGGACAAGCGAGCCGUGAAGAGGCAGGACGUGAUCUACGAGCUGAUGCAGACCGAGCUGCACCACCUGCAGACGCUCCACAUCAUGGCCGAGGUCUUCCGGCGGGGCAUGAGGGAGGAGGUGCAGCUGGAUCCGGAGGCGCUGGAGCGGGUCUUCCCCUGCCUGGACCAGCUGCUCCUCACCCACCACGGCUUCUUCGCCGCCAUGAAGGAGCGCCGGCACGGCUCGGCUCGGCCGCACGGACGCGGCAACUACCUCAUCCGGCGGAUAGGAGACGUCCUGCUCCAGCAGUUUUCAGGUGAGAACAACGAGAAAAUGAAGCAGUUGUACGGAGAAUUCUGCAGUCGUCACAACGAGGCGGUGAACUUCUUCAAGGAGCUGCAGCAGCAUAACAAGAGAUUUCAGAUCUUCAUCAAGCAACAAGGUAAUAACUCCUUGGUGAGACGGAGGGAGAUCCCAGAGUGCAUCUUGCUGGUGACCCAAAGGAUCACAAAGUACCCAGUGCUGCUGGAGAGGAUCUUACAGUACACUGAAGAGGACACGGUGGAGCACGCCGACCUCACCAAAGCGCUGGCUCAGAUCCGGGGGGUGAUAGCGGCCGUGGACCUGAGCGUCAGCGAGUACGAGCAGCACCAGAGGUUGCAGGACGUGUGCGGCCGCAUGGAGAACCGCAGCGCGGCCAAGCUGAAGAACGGCCACGCCUUCCGCAAGCAGGACAUGAUGGCGCCGGGGCAGACGCUCAAACACCAGGGCCCCCUCCUGUGGAAGACCGCCACCGGCCGGCUCAAAGACGUCCUGGCGCUCCUUCUCACCGACGCGCUCAUCUUCCUGCAGGAAAAAGACCAGAAGUAUUCGUUUGCCGCAGUGGACCAGAAGCCUCCCGUCAUCGCGCUGCAGAAGCUAAUAGUGCGAGAAGUUGCGAACGAAGAGCGAGGGAUGUUCCUGAUCAGCGCGUCGGCCGCCGGGCCGGAAAUGUACGAGGUCCACGCGUCCUCCAAAGAGGAGCGCAACACCUGGAUGAGGAUCAUCAGAGAGGCUGUCGAGAGCUGCCCGGAGGAAGAGGAAGAAUCCACGAGUGAAUCCGAAGAGGAGCGGCGAGCUGCCGAGGCUCGCGUUCAGAAGAUCCACAAGCUACAAGAGAGUCUGCUGAGCCAGGACCAGCGCAUCUGCUCCAGCCUGGAGGAGAAGCUGCAGGUCUACGCGGCGCUCGGCGCUCUGAGUGGGAGGACGGACACGGCGGCGGCGCAGGUCGAACCGCGGCUGCUCGUCCAGCCGAACUCCGAGGAGCCGCCCCAGGGCGGCGUCCUGCUUUCUGCCGCUCUGCGAGAGGCCGAGACCCUGAAGGCCACGCUGUCGCCUGGGGCCCGCUCUCCAUCGAGUCCCAGCCCGGACUCCGACGACGCCGACUCCGUGUUCCCCGUCAGCCCGGCGCCGCCCCCCUCGGACCGCGAGGGCUCGCCUGUAACCCCGGAGGCCGGGCAGGGGGGCUGGACUGAGGCCCUCGGGCUCCGCUCCCCUUCUCUCCUGCACCAAACCCACAGGAACGGCAUCGACUCCGAGGUUGCUCAAAGUGUCCAAAGCCUGACCCGGUUACUCUACAGUCUGCAGGCCACCGUCGCCAUCCAGGACAGCUGCUGCGAGGUCCAGAGGCUCCUCCUCCGAGAGAGCGGCCGCCCAUCCCCCCGCGCCCACCGGCCGCACCUCCCCAGCAUGCGGGGCAACACCCUGCAGGAGCAGGAGAAGCAGCGCAACCUGGAGAAGCGCAAGGAGGAGGUGGCGGCGGCGCAGCGGCUCAAGGGCCGCCUCCGCCAGGAGAAGGAGCGCUGGGAGCGCGAGUGCCAGGCCCGGGAGAGCCAGCAGGGGGAGCAGGAGAGCAGGCUGGAGGAGCGGGAGCGGCAGUGCCACCUGGAGACGGAGAGGCUGAGGCGAGAGCGCCAGGAGCUGGACGAGCAGCUGGAGGAGUACCAGCAGAGCCUGGAGCGGCUCCGGGAGGGCCAGAGGAACGUGGAGAGGGAGCGCGAGCGCCUGGAGAACCAGCGGGAGCUGCUCCAGGCGUGGCGGCGCUGCCGGCAGAGGAGUCUGCCCAACGUGAUUCCGCACAUGGUCAUCCCUCUAGAUGGGCGUCAGGACCCGGCGGCGAGUCGGCCCCGAGGCCUCGCCGGCAACGGCUCCGCGUUCGUGAACGAGGCGGCGUUCGCCGACGCCAGCGUCAACAACCGCCACGGCAAGAACGACCCCGACGCGCACAACUGCCUCAACGCCCUGCUGGCGAGACCCGGCAGCAGACGCAGCGCCGGCGCGAAGACCCCCCGCGGCACGCACGGCGACCCCCGGGGCUGGGUGGUGGGGACGGGGUACCUCUGCGGCGCCGCGCGGCGGCUGGAGCUGCAGGACGCGCCCGCCGAUCUUAACCGUGCCGCCGCCUACAUCGCGGGGAGCUGGUCGACGACAAGCGGCGCCGACUCGCCUCCCGCGCUGCCCGGUGCCCGUGACCCCCGCCUGGACCUCAGCGCGCUGGUUUCCUUGGAGACGGACGGCGGCGGCGGCGGGGAGGAGGCCGGCGAGGAGACCAUUGUGUACCUCUGAGACUCUUUAAGUAGCCAACCCUGCACUCGGAAACCAGACCAAGACAUUCGUCAAGCGCCAGGAUCGGAUGGAGAGUUUUCUCCUUUUAAAAUGAUUAUUUUUUUAUAUUUAAGCGGUGGCUUUGUGGUGUUUUUGUAAGCGUAAAGUGCCUGGAAAGAGAGAAAAUGACGUCGUUUCACGUGUCCUGCACCUUAGCUCCAGGCACCGCCGCGCGUUUUUAUUUCUCUGUGUCCUCGGCUUGGUCCCUCCCAGCUGUUCUGUCCCUCCCGUCACAGGCCCCACGUGUCCUGCCCUCCUAUUUAUUAAAUUGACCAUAAUGGAGGACAAAGCGCCUUCGCCCACAAAGGAGCAGACGGUGUCUCUCCAGCGGCUUCCUUCGUCCGUCAGACUGUCUCUGUUUAUGCACAAGACGCCCGGGUUGAAUGAUGCGGCGCGUUGCCGUCGUUUAUUUCUCUUUAUCCUGUUGUGAGUAAUAAGCGCAGAUGCAGUUCAAAUGUUUCAGCUGUGCCAACUGCGGGAAAAGCGCGUUUUGAUGCCCAAAUGUCCCCGUGAGGGCAAAAAAUAGUUGCGGUGAAACAAUUCUCCUCACAAUGUUUUCUUUCUGAAAACAUUUUCAUUUAUUUAAUUUUAGCCCCAUUCGCGGCGUUUCUAUUGGCUGGACUGUCAUGAUCCUUAUUCCUGUCCCCUGACAAUCAAUCAUAAUUUCCUAGGUGAAACUUUUGGGAAUUCAGCGAUAGAACUGUGUAUGCAAUAUACAAGCUGUAAAGGCUUCUCUCCAUGAGCUUACAAUGCUAAACUAUUACACUUGAAUAUUUACCUUUCUCUUGUGGGCAUUUCGUAUGUAAAGAGAUCCCUGUGCCAACGCUUCAGCAUAUAAAAUAUGUCUAAUUUCUGUCAGUGGCUUUGUUUUGAUGCAAUUUUAGUACCACGUUUGUAUGUUUGUGCUACUAUUUAUUUAUUACAGUACUAAAGAGAUUUACAGUGCUUUGUGAAGGGUUGCAUUGCACCCGGUAGUUUACCUGUGUGAGCAGAGGAACAGGUGUGUUUCUGUUUGUUCGUGUUGUGUGCUCAGCUGUGGCCUGAUUAAAAAAAAAAUACUUUUAUUGAUCUUCAAAUUAGUACUUUCUUUGGGCUAAUAAAUGGGACCCGGGGAACCUUUUUAAAUAAACCAAAAAACAAAUAAUCAAGCUGAUUAAAGCUCAAAAACGACA
Messenger RNA from Gasterosteus aculeatus aculeatus (three-spined stickleback), 6726 nucleotides. It is a transcript of the gene arhgef28a, whose product is annotated as Rho guanine nucleotide exchange factor (GEF) 28a. The record is from RefSeq and is a predicted model, not a curated record. Gene Ontology annotation, biological process: regulation of Rho protein signal transduction. Gene Ontology annotation, molecular function: guanyl-nucleotide exchange factor activity. Lineage: Eukaryota; Metazoa; Chordata; Actinopteri; Perciformes; Gasterosteidae.